Molecule: messenger RNA, 3864 nt
Organism: Rotaria sp. Silwood2
Lineage: Eukaryota; Metazoa; Rotifera; Eurotatoria; Philodinida; Philodinidae
Source: the annotation of a GenBank genome assembly
AUGCCAAAUGAACGACGUCAAACUAAUUUAUUAAGAAUGGAUGUGGACAGUGUAUUAAAACCAUUUGAUGAUGAACAAAAAUAUUUACAAAAACUUCGUCAAUCAACAACAGUUGAAUCAAUUCUUCUUCAUUUAUUUGAUUUAUUACAAAUUGAAGAUUAUCAUUUAUUAUUUUCAACAAUAAAUUUUCAAACAAUUGAUUUAAAAUGGUUAGAAAAUUUUAGUCGUAUAUGUAUGCAACGUUAUUUAGAAUUUGAUGAUAUAUGUUUUUCUUCGAAAACAUCACAAAUAAAUCUUGAAAAUAAAAAUGAUACAAAAUCAAUUAUUGAAAAUUAUACAAAUUUUUUAAUUGAAAAUUUAAAAAGACGUUUUACAUUAAAAUAUUUUUGUGCAAUUAUAAUUGAAUUAGAACAAUUAAAUCAUUUUAAAUUUGAACAAAUAUCAAAACAAUUAAAUGAAAAUAAUCAUAUUAUACAUGAUAUUUUUCUAUUAUUUAAUACAGAUAAUGAUGAUAAAGAUGAUAGUAUUAUACAUAUAAGUUCAACACCAGCACAAAUUAUAAAUCGUCCAAUUUAUACGAAUUAUAAACCUAUGCAUAUGGUUUAUUUACGUGAAAAUCUUCUAAUUAAAAAUGAUCUUGAUUUACGUUUACCAUUAAAAGGUAUAACAAAUACAUUUAUAGCUGAUUUAAUACAUACAAAAAUUAUUAAUAUACUUGAUGAAACAACUAGUAAAACAUAUGAUAUACCAACAAAAUGGCUUUAUUUUUCUAAACCAUGUGAAUCAAAUAUAAUUUUACCAUUAAAAUUACGUGUUCUAAUAAUUGAUUCUCAAACAAAUUGUCGUCGUUAUGGUUUUAUUGGUGAAGAACCAGGAAAAAAUAAUGAUUAUCGUUGUUUAAUUUUUUUUACUGAUGAUAAAACAAAUAUGUCAGCAAAUUAUCAUCCAUCAUCACAUAUACAUAUAUGUCUUGAUCAAACAUUUUCAAUACAUACACAUGAAUGUCAAAAUGAUUUUCUUGAUAGAUAUUUUGCAUCAUAUCCUGAACGUAUGAUGUUAAGAGCUAAAGAAGGUUCACUUGUUAAAGUACGAAAUAUAUUUACAAAUUUUAAUCAUAAUUUAUUUAUACAUGCACUUGUUGUACAAAUUGAUGGUUCAAUGAUGCAAAUUGAAUUAAGUCAUAGUAAACAACGUAUAUGGCUUUAUCGUGGUUCACCAUUACUUGAUCAAAUGCAUACUUAUUAUUCAACACAAAAUAAAGCAACUAUUAAUGGUUUUGCUCGUCGUACAGCUCGACAACAUUUAUCAGCUAGACGAACAAAUGCACCGGAAAUUAUUUGUCUUAAUGAUCAAACAACAACUACAACAGUACCAUCAACAACAAUGAUAAAUAAAGGAAAAUUAGUUCGAACAGUUGAACAAGCAAUCGAUGGAAUAGAUGAAACAAGAUCUAUAAAACGAGCGCGAAUAUCCAGUGAACAAGAUCUUCGAAAACCUUCACCUCUUCAAUCAACAACAUUAAUUCAAACGGGUUUACGAACACUUCGUCCACGACAAUCAAAUAAUACUACAUCUAAUACAUUACCAUUAUCAUUAUCAUCAUCAUCCUUACCUAAUGAUCAUACAUCGUCAAUAAAUCUUCAUCGUCAAUCAUCUUCAUCAUCGAUUUCAUCAAGUCAUGGUACUACAACAACAAUGCAAUUACGUUCCAGUCACACAAAUACAAAUGCAAAAGUAAUAAUUAAUCCAUUAUUUCUUGAAUUAGCUGAAAAAUUUCUACUUCAUUAUUCAUAUGAAUUUCAUCCACAUAAUUGUUCACAUAAAUGUGUUGUUUAUGCUGAAAAACAUUUUCAUCAAUUACCACGUACAAUGAAUCCAUUGUUAAAACCGUUUGCAUGUCAUUGGACAAUGCUUGAUAAUAUACGAGUUCGAAAAGCUGGUGAUGUUCGUCUUAAAGUAACACGUUCAGCAUUUAUCUAUUGUGCACCAUGUGGUAGAAAACUUUUAACUCAAACUCAAGUUGAUAAUUAUCUUCAUGAAACAAAAUCUAAAUUAACUAUUGAAUUAUUUGUAUAUGAUAGUAAAGUUAAUGUUAAACAACAUUAUUGUCCAGAUGGUAAAAUUAUAAAUUCAGAUAUAUCAAGUGGACAAGAAAACAUUCCUAUAUCAGUUGUUAAUGAAAUUGAUAAAGAACCAGGAAAAAUUGAAGAACCAAGUACAUUUACAUAUCGUGUUGAACGAACACCAGUUGCAGGUGUUAAUAUGGUUACUAAUGAACCAACAAUGACAUGUUGUACUUGUACAGAUGGAUGUAGAAAUAGAGUUCAAUGUGCUUGUUGGUUACGUACUUUGAAAUAUGCUGAAUUAAUCGGCGAUGAACGUGUUAAAGCAAUGAAAGCUAAACAUAAAAGUCAAUCAGAAAUUCUUCAUCAACUUGGUUAUCGUUUUCGACGUUUACAUAAAAAUGUUCCUGGAGGAAUUUAUGAAUGUAAUAGUAGAUGUUCAUGUAAUAAACAAACAUGUUCAAAUCGUGUUGUACAAAAUGGUAUUAUUGCACAACUUCAGUUAUUUAAAACUGUUGGACGUGGUUGGGGUGUACGAACAUUACAUGAUCUUCCAAUUGGCACAUUUAUUAGUAUUUAUUCAGGUGAAAUUUUUACUAGUGAACAAGCUGACGAAAGAGGAAAAUUACUUGGUGAUGAAUAUCAAGCAGAUUUAGAUUUCUUUGAAAAUAUUAAUAAUGAUUCGGAAGAAGAACAGAAUGGUGGCAAUUUAGAACAGGAUGAUGAAGAAGAUAGAAGUGAUACAUCUCCGUCAAGUACUGAAUCAGGUAAAUGUAGAAUCAGUUGCUUUUUAAUGAUAAAAGAUGAGUCUGCAAUUAAAUUUGAACAAAGAAAAGUUAAUUCUUUUUUAUGCAGCAAUAGUCUUCUUUACUGCAUCUGUUAUAUUAUCAUUUGAAGCGUUGAAUUAUAUAAGGUAGAGAUUUUCACUUGCUACAGAUCAUGAGAAAUAUUGUUGAUAUUCAAUCAUAGGUUAAUGACUCGUUCGAAUAUAUUUUAAUUCCGCAGCGACUGUGUUAGCUGCUUUUUUGCAUAGAAUUAAAGAUGAGAUAGUUCUCUAUAAAAUAAUAAAAGAAUAAAGUAUUUCUGAACAAUCAUUCAGGAAUGGUUGAACUCAUUUUACAAGUCUAUUUUUCAGAGAAAUCAAGAAAAUUGCCCAAACUGACACAGAGUUUCCUACCACCAAUAUACUCAUUGUUGACAAAUGACUUGCGCUCUGAAGUUCAGGUAGUUUGAAAAAAAGCCUUCGUCUCAUAAUUCCUACGCUAGAAGUCUUAUAAAAAUACUGAAGUCAUAUUCAAAAAGAACACAAAAUUCUUAUUCUAACCCAAUAAAAUAUUCGACUGAUAAAUGAACAAAACCUUUUGUCAAAUUACAUUUCGAAUCACCAAUUCAAAGAAAACGUUCGAUUAAUUAAUCAUAUGAUUAAUAUGAUUCAAAGAUAAAAAUGAGUAGUAAUGUCAUAGAUCCAUUUAACUUAUAUUCUUCAGAGAACUAUAUAGGUCAUUACAUGAGUGUUUGCGCUAAAUUGAACAUAACAAUAGUAAUGGCUAACAAACAAAAUAUAAAUAUAUGAUUUUAUGAAGAAAUAGAAAUAUACAAAUAAAAAAAAAUUCUUAUUAAUCUUAACUUUUGUUUGAAAUGAAUAUGAUGUCACAGUUAUAUAUAUAUUAUAUCAAAGAAUAGCAACUAACGAGGGAACGUUCCCAAGUGAUUAAAAGCUUUUGAGCUCAUAUGUUGCCCAUUAGGUAGGGGACCACUAGAUUAGAAAAACCUCCAAAGGAUCCGUGCCCAUAUUGAGAGU